AUGACAGUUAACAAAAGUUGUUAGAAAAUGUGAUAAAAUUAGCCUUUGGCAAAGUAAAUGAAAUAAAAAAAUUAAAAUAUAAUGGCAGCUUGUAGAGAACUCGAUUCAGUUAGCAGUACUUUAGAAGAAAUUGUUGACAGAGUGGAACUGGAAUUAAAAGAAAUUAAAACCGGAAAUGCUUCUCUCGAUUUACCGGAAGACAACUUUUCUUUGGCAAUAAAAAGUAGAUCUGCGAUCAGCGAAAUUUCAGGAUUGGAUGACAUCAGUUGCCGAAUUUGCUACGACUCUCAUCAAACCGCGCAGAUUGUAUUUCCUUGUUGGUGCAAGGGAACGAUCGGAGCAAUUCACUUGACCUGCUUGGAGCAAUGGCUGGAAGAGAGCAACAGAAAGAGUUGCGAGCUCUGCAGAUACGAGUUCCAAGUCGAAAGAACACCUCGAUACCGCGCCCUCCAGUCAAUUCCGGUCUGGCUCUGCCUCGGCAAUCAGAGGCACCGAAUUUCCGUGCGAAAUCUGCACUCUGAUGUACUUCGCUGCCUGCUUGUCACUCCGCUGACCGUGGCCUGCUCUUACGUCUGCGUGGUUGCGGCCGACUUUUAUUCGCAAAAUCAGACCUACGACAACUUUCCUCCGGCUCGAUGGACCACUUACUCUCUCCUGGCAAUGAUGACGCUCAUCAUCUUCUCCUAUUUCGUCUGGAUGUACACGGCCAUCGGGUACCAUCAGCGGGUCUGGUUCUACUGGUGGCAAAAGACAAGCGCCGUCAAGGUCACUUUACCUUUGGUCGCACCUAACGCCCAAGCCGAACUUCCGCUCAGAUUUACAGACAAAUACACCUAGAAAUUAAUUCAUGUCAAUUAAUUUGUUCUCGAAAAUUCAAAAGUGUUGAAUUUCAUCAACGGGCAUUUCAUAUGAAAUCGGGCAGUCUGGCCCUAGUGAUUUCACGGAAUUGUCUGAGGAUCAAAUAUAUUGUUUUCCUAGA
This is a messenger RNA of Belonocnema kinseyi, 979 nucleotides long. Its product is annotated as E3 ubiquitin-protein ligase MARCH2-like. The coding region runs from base 82 to 837 and encodes 251 amino acids. Gene Ontology annotation, biological process: protein ubiquitination. The transcript has 2 exons. Gene Ontology annotation, molecular function: ubiquitin-protein transferase activity; zinc ion binding. The record is from RefSeq and is a predicted model, not a curated record. NCBI's taxonomy places the organism in Eukaryota, Metazoa, Arthropoda, Insecta, Hymenoptera, Cynipidae.